UGUCUGUGAGUCUCCUGUCACUCCUCGUCACCACCUGUGGUCUGGCCUCUUCAGCGUCUCUCUCUACGUCUCCUGGAAACUAUGCUGGUUGCCAUGGCGAGGAGGCAGCCUGGCCGACGCCUUGAGGGCGGGCCUUGGGGACCAGCAGCCAGUUCUGAUGGAGGUGGAUGGGGAUGGCGAGGAGCGGGGAGUACAGUGAGGAGUGUGUGAAGGAGCCCUCGGGCCCCAACCCGGUCCUGGAGUCGGCCAUGAAGAUCAGCCACACGUCCCCAGACAUCCCCCUGGAGGCCCAGACCAAGGCCAAGGACAACUAUGUCCACCCCACAUAGCGUGUGCAGAGACAGAUCACCGAGCCCACCUCCUCCGGACGACACCACUCCAUCCGGCGCCAAAUGAACCUGUCCAACCCGGACUUCAACCUGGCCCAGUUCCAGAGACAGGAGUCCCUGUCGGGCCUGGGCCGGAUCAAACCCGAGCUCUACAAGCAGCGCUCCGUGGAUGCCGACGACGAGCACGGCGAGGACAGCUGCGGGCGGCUCCACUUUAUCCUCAAGUUCGACUGCGACCUGGAGCAGCUGAUCGUCAAGAUCCAGCGAGCCCAGGACCUCCCCGCCAAGGACUUCUCCGGAACCUCCGACCCCUACGUCAAGAUCUACCUGCUGCCGGACAGGAAGACCAAACACCAGACCAAGGUGCACAGGAAGACGCUCAACCCGGUCUUCGACGAGGUCUUCCUGUUUCCCGUGACGUACGGCGAGCUGCCGUCCCGGAAGCUGCACUUCAGCGUCUACGACUUUGACCGCUUCUCGCGCCAUGACCUGAUUGGCCAAGUGGUGGUGGACAACUUCCUGGAUCUGGCCGACUUCCCCCGGGAGACCAAGCUGAACAGGGAGAUCCAGUACGUGACCUCGGACAAUGUGGACCUGGGAGACCUGAUGUUUUCUCUGUGUUACCUGCCCACGGCUGGAAGACUCACCAUCACCAUGAUCAAGGCCAGGAACCUCAAAGCUAUGGACAUCACUGGAGCAUCAGACCCCUACGUGAAGGUCUCCCUGAUGUGCGAGGGCCGCAGGCUGAAGAAGAGGAAGACCUCCACCAAGAGGAACACGCUGAACCCCGUCUACAACGAAGCCAUCGUGUUCGACGUCCCGCCUGAGAACAUCGACCAGAUCAGCCUGCUCAUAGCUGUCAUGGACUACGACCGAGUGGGUCAUAACGAGGUGAUCGGGGUGAGCAGGGUGGGGAACGAGGCCGAGAGCCUGGGAAGAGACCACUGGAACGAGAUGCUCUCCUAUCCCCGCAAACCCAUCGCUCACUGGCAUCCCCUUGUAGAGUGGGUGGGCCAGAGUGCCACAGGAGGAGGAAGUCAGGGAGGCUCCUGCAACUCUCUCAAGACCCCACCCUCACCAUGAUCAACACACACACCCACACAAACGCACGCACAUCUACACUCACACGCACUUGCACACAUCUACAAACACACACGCGCGCGCACACACACACACACACACACAAAUCUACACACACACAAAUGCACAGCAACACCGACGCACAAACAUGCACGCACGCACGCACACACACAAACACAGUGAAAAGAGGCGCUAUUCAAAACAGGACACGGAUGGCUUGUGAAGAAGAUCUGAUGGAUCCUGACAUCCUGACACGGGGUGGAGCCUUAACACGACUGCAUUCAUUGGUCCAAACUGGUUCAUGCCUCCACAGAGGCCAGCAGUAUUAUUGGAAGUAGAUGUACCACUACUGAUCACAGGUCAUAUCUUUGCUCCCACAUGUGGGUGAGGCUAGGAGCAUGUGAGGGCCUUGCUGAUCCCAGACCUGCUCCUAGAGCCGACACCCUGUGUAGCGAGUACAGAAUUCAACUGCAUGUCCGUGGCCAUCCGUUUAAUAUUACAGCACUGUUAGAAAGGAAAAUUGUAUCGAUAGAAAUUGUUCCAGUUUCAGUUGGGAGAUGAUUCUAGUAUUUUUAACACGUAUGUUUUAACAUUUAAUGGAUAAUGGUUUAUUUUUAGGUAAAUUGCAUGGCUUAAUUUGAUGUAAUGUAGAUUUUAAUUCUCUAAUUUCUGUAAUGAACCUAAUUUUAGCUAAUGUUAGCUGCUAAUUUUCAUACAAAAUGUCAAUUGUCAAUUCAUAUGUUCUUGAUAAAUAAAUAAAUAUAUA
This is a messenger RNA of Osmerus eperlanus (European smelt), 2175 nucleotides long. It is a transcript of the gene syt9b, whose product is annotated as synaptotagmin IXb. Gene Ontology annotation, cellular component: plasma membrane; exocytic vesicle; dense core granule. Gene Ontology annotation, molecular function: clathrin binding; calcium ion binding; calcium-dependent phospholipid binding. The record is from RefSeq and is a predicted model, not a curated record. Lineage: Eukaryota; Metazoa; Chordata; Actinopteri; Osmeriformes; Osmeridae. Gene Ontology annotation, biological process: cellular response to calcium ion; calcium-ion regulated exocytosis; regulation of dopamine secretion.